Messenger RNA from Aspergillus homomorphus CBS 101889, 2273 nucleotides. RefSeq names its product Zn(II)2Cys6 transcription factor. NCBI's taxonomy places the organism in Eukaryota, Fungi, Ascomycota, Eurotiomycetes, Eurotiales, Aspergillaceae. The transcript is spliced from 2 exons. Gene Ontology annotation, molecular function: zinc ion binding; DNA-binding transcription factor activity, RNA polymerase II-specific. Bases 120 to 2273 code for a protein of 717 amino acids. Gene Ontology annotation, biological process: regulation of DNA-templated transcription. The record is from RefSeq and is a predicted model, not a curated record.
CCAGUCUAAGCCUUGCCAACUAGUAGCCAAAUCACUUGUCAGUCUUCCAUGCAAGGUGGCAAGUCGCGACUUUUCUGUCGCAUGACGCGUUGGGACGAGGAGCUGCCGCCGGCUGCAAUAUGAAGCGGAAGGCCACACCAGAAUCACUCAACAGCCAAUCGAAACGAGCACCUCGACAGGAUCCUGUCUCUUGUGUAUCAUGCAGAACUAAGAAGAUAAAAUGCGAUCGACAACAACCAUGUGGAAGCUGCUCGAUACGCGGACUGCCCUGUAGGUACGAACGAUCAAGUGCCACCAGAGAAGACAGCAAAUUCCAAGAGACACAUCCAGCAGGCCAUGAAACAUCUAUCAUCACUCAGAAACCACAAGACAAUGACUCCCCUGUAACGAUAAGUGCCGUGGAAUCUCGAAACAACAGGGAAUUGAUGCAGACAGCCGACUGGCUUGAGAAUAUCCAUAUGGCGGCGAGAAUUCCGACGGUGACCCCACAAUGGCUGCGUGACGGACUUGGUGGGCCUCGAAGUAAUCGAACCCCAAGUUCAACGCCUGGAGCUGGCCUCUCCCCAUCAUCUCCGGCAUAUCCGUACAUGACAUGGUCUGCCUCCAAGGAGAAUCCAGCAACUAUCGAUGUGAGGUCCUAUCUUCCGAACAGAGACAAGGCCAUGGCACUGCUUCAGUACUAUAUCGAUUACGUCGGACCAUUGUAUCAUAUUAUUAUUGCAAGCCGCGUCAGAUCUCAGGUGGAUAAUAUCUAUCGCUCGGUCGAACUUGGAUCACCAAUUAUUCUAGAUCAGUUGGCUUUGCUUUUUAGCAUAAUGGCAAGCUCUCUUUAUUUGCAACUGUCUCUGGAGUCUUCCGCCGACGCCGAGGCAUGCAGUCGUGAGCUCUCAUACUUGACAGGUGCCACCUUGAUUCAGAGCAAUUAUACCGUCUCACCCACUAUCGAAGGGCUACAAGCUACUAUGAUCGUGAUGCACAAUCUCUGCACCUGGAAUAUACAGCCAUCUGUCAGCGCUCUUUUUGCUCUUGGGUCCAUUAUCAGUCAAGCGAAAAUCCUCAUGCUUCAUUGUGUCGAUCUACAGCGAUUGCGCGAAGAAAGAAAGGCGGUGGGCUAUGACUCAUUAGAAGUAGAACUGAAAAGGCGGCUUUGGUGGGACCUGGUAUCUUAUGAUUGGCUUCUAGGGAACCUGAGUGGCCCUCAAGAGUGGACUUACUCGAUACAACAGAACCAUAUGAAUGUUCAGCAGCCUUCAAACGUCGACGACACGAUCAUAGAGAAGGAAGGGGUUGUAUCCUCAAGGCCUGACUCCGUACCUACAGAUAUGUCCUAUGCCCUUCAGCGUCUCAAGCUGGCGGUUAUAUGCCGAGAGAUCAUUGAUGCAACAUCUUACGAUCAUCUUCAUGGUCAAGAACUGGACUACGGCAGAAUCCUUGAGCUGGACCGUAAAUUUCAUCACUUGAUCUCUGAGAUUCCCGAAUUCUUUCGCCUAGACCCUGGAUCCCGACGUCGAUUUGAGCCGAUUUACAAAGAGCGACCGGCAAUUGCAUGGCAGAAAUACGUUCUACAGCAAGGAUACUAUUCUCGGCUAUGUCGGUUGCAUCGACAUCACUUCAUUCGUGGCGCACGAGAGCCUUCCUACGCAUAUUCGCACGUCAUCUGCCUGCAAUCCGCUCGGAAAGUGCUCGAAAUUAAGAGAAUCAUGGAUGAAGGCGAUCUCGGCCGUCACCCUCCCAUCUCGGUUGUCUGGUCGGUGAUCCAUCACGUGUUCAUGGCUGCCGUGAUACUGCUGAUGGAUGUUUGUUUCAACUGGGAUGAUAUUCUGGCGGACAAGAGGAAAGAGGAAGUGCUCGAUGCCUGUCGCAUGCUAAGCAAGGCACACGAGUCAUCUUUACUGGUGCGAGAAGGAAUAAACGCCAUGAUGCGUGUGCUACAGAAACAUUGGAAGAGUGGGAAACAAUCAUUUGCCGCACAACCUGUCGAGAUGAGUUCAUCAGAUACUAUGCUUGCGCCUAGCUUGGUCGAAGAAUCGGCCUGCAUUGUUCCAGUCGCAUCCGGUGUUUACAAUAUGCCUUCCACGACGAUUAACGUGCAUGGUGAUUCAAUGGAGGCCGUAACCACAUGUUUAUCCGGUGACAAGCAACUCGAAGACAUUUGGUCAGAGAUGUUGGAAAGUGGUAACAACCUGGCGCUAGAGAGCUCGGAUUGGACCGAUCUGCUGAAUGAGUUGACGGACACGAGCCUGCCUCGCAACUGUCCUUUGACUAUCGAUUAA